This is a messenger RNA of Alligator sinensis (Chinese alligator), 4542 nucleotides long. RefSeq names its product transmembrane protein 170A (gene TMEM170A). The transcript is spliced from 2 exons. The coding region runs from base 252 to 638 and encodes 128 amino acids. The record is from RefSeq and is a predicted model, not a curated record. Lineage: Eukaryota; Metazoa; Chordata; Crocodylia; Alligatoridae. Gene Ontology annotation, biological process: endoplasmic reticulum tubular network organization. Gene Ontology annotation, cellular component: endoplasmic reticulum membrane.
GCUGUAGGUUUUUCUGCAGUCUUGUCUGCUUUCUUAAAGCAAGUGUCCAAGGAAGUUUGGACAGACAUUCUCCAGGGAGAUGAGCAACGCAGUGAACUGGUUUGCUGGCAUGGCGCCACAUCAGAUCAAGUGUUGUAAAGUCAAAACUGACGUUAUAAGGUUGAAAUGGUGUCAAUUUAUAAACACUGUAAGUGCGAAAUGUUGUAAGCUGAGGACUGCCUGUAUUCAGAACAAUCAGAGCAGUGUUUCUGAUGGGAGCCUAUAACAGCUGUCAUAUUAAGAGUGGGAAUGAAAAGCCUUAUCUGAGUCUCAACCCACUGUCUUCUUCCCUUGCAGAAAUGUGGUAUGGUGUAUUCCUGUGGGCACUGGUGUCCUCUCUCUCUUUCCAUGUACCUGCAGGAUUACUUGCACUCUUCACCCUCAGACAUCACAAAUAUGGUAGGUUUAUGUCUGUAAGCAUCCUGUUGAUGGGCAUCGUGGGACCAAUUACUGCUGGCAUCUUAACAAGUGCUGCUAUUGCUGGAGUUUACAGAGCUGCAGGAAAAAAAAUGAUCCCCUUUGAGGCCCUCAUUUUAGGUGUGGGGCAGACAUUCUGUGUGGUGGUGGUUUCAUUUUUACGGAUUUUAGCAACUCUGUAGCAUUCCACAAGAGAUCAAAGAACAAAUAGGAAGAAGAGAAUCUUGGUUACAUGGCAGAGAUAGUUGAUGAAUAUUGCAACUUCUUGGUCUCUGACCAGGAGAUAACAGGGAGGUGUGAUUCUAGCUGUAUCCAGGACACGUUUGCUUUUUCUCUGGCUACUUCAGUCACUAGGAAGGUUUGUUCCUGCUUCCAGUUUGGAAAGAGAAGCUAGACCUUGCUGACUCCAAUCUGAAAAGCUGUGUGCUGCAAACAAAUGUUGCAUUGAGGAACUUGUUUAAACUUUGUUGCUUUCGUACUUCAUGCAAACCAGCACAGCAAAAACUCAGUUUGAUUGUCUCAUGGCACUGCUACAUACACGCUUCCUGAGGAAACAAGGAAGGCACUUCCGCUGAUACUACUGCAAAGUUUAGAUAUCUUCAAACCGGAAUAUGCUGUUUUGUCAGUCUCCAGUCUGUUUGAUUGGAUUGAUAUAGAAAUCAACCUGUUAACUUUAUUUUGUUACAUUUUGGUAAUGCCAAGUGCCAUGUUCCGUUUUUUGGAGAGGUGGGGAAGGAGGGUGCACUUGUUAGACUUCAUUACAACUCCUGAAAGCACCGAACUGCAGUAAUGGAGAGUAGCCAAAAUGUGACAGAGUGGUUCUGCAGUUAAAAUAUUUGCAGCUAAAUAAUGUGGCAUUUUCAAAGUCCAGCAAGCACUUUCUACGUAUUGUAACAAACCUUAAAAACACUCCAUCUUUUAAAAAAAAAAUGUGAAAAAGCUUUUUAUGAUAAGGCUACUAACUUUUCUCUGCCCCCCUUUUUUCAACUAUUAGAUGUUGUUUUUAGCAGCAAAACAGCAACAUGAGAAAUCAUUGUGGAUACCUAUGGCUGAAUAGCUGUGAAUGUGAACAGUGGUGCAAGGGGCUCAUCUGGAUAAAGGGGCACUACUUAAAUUUCUCUGUAUAACAGCCUUUAUGUAUCUGCUGUUAAAGGCACAAGAGGUGGCUGAAUAGAAGUUGCCCCAGCAAUCAGUAGUUGGAAAUUCCUGGUGUCUGUAUAUAUUCUUCUAGAUCUGCAGCCCUUUGUGGGGGAGAGGGAGCCUGUUUUUUACUGAGCUGUUAGUUCUCUGUCCAAGUACUUGGGUUCUUAAAUGUUUACAUUCAUAGAAUUUGUAAAAGUAUAUUUUGUAAAGCUUCAAGGCCUGUACAUUUAGAACUUUACACACAGCUUCCCCAGCUGUCUGCAGAAUUGCCAUUAAAUCAUAUGCAAGUGUCAGUCAUGUGUCCCAGCUGGCUACUUGCCUGUGAUUAUUGCAGAAUGUACAAACCCUGCCUAUACUCUAUUCUAAAUAUCUGGUCUUGAAGUCUCUGAAAUCUCAUGGUAGGUUGGAUGCCUGCUUGGUGAGCCAGAAAAUUCCCAGGUGAUUUGCCUUUCCUCAUAGAAAUAUAUUCAAAGCAUUGCCUGAGCUACUGCUAGGAAAUGUGACCUCUCUUCUACAUUUCUCUUUUCUAGAUUAUUUUAAUCUCUUUUUGGUCUCUUCUCUGUUGACAGAAUAUGCUGUGUGCAUUAAGAGUGUUUGUCCUUUCUGGCAGGCUUGUUUAUCCACAGUCCCGUAGAAACUAAGGAUUAAUGCCAAGGAUUACUUUAAACUGUAGUCAGCUCUGACUUUGCCACAGUUUUUCAUGGUGCUGAGUGUGAUCCUUAUUUACAUAUUGAUCCCCCUGAUGGCAUCUGUCAGAGGUAUCCUUGAGCAGAACAUCCAGUCCCCAGGGAACAUUUUUAAAUGUUUGUGUUUUUCUGUACUUGUUUUGUUACCAAACCAGAUUGCCUUUUGCACUGAAUUCCUACUUCAUUUUAUAAUAACCCUUUGAACCCAUUGUCAUCUAGGAUUAAAGCACCACAAAGGGGGACAGGAAUACGUUUGUCACAGGAAAGUAAAUAUUCUGGUGGGAUUUAACUGUUAGUGAUUGACUUGAGACAAGUAAAGGAAACAGUUUCUCAAGAGUUAGUUAAUGAGAGCUAGAGUCUGUCUGAACUACAAUAGUUUUAAUCAAGUAAAAACUUGUGCAAUUUGAUAAAGUCUUUAUGUGAAUAUAUAUAUUUUUAGCUACCCAGUAUUAAAACUGUAUAUAGCUGCUGUUCUAGCACUGUACACCAAGUAACUUGUACUGAACACUGGAGCAUCUAACUAGAUCUUACGUGAGCUAAUCUAUAUAGAUCUACCACUGUUACUCUUGUGUUCACUCCUGUGGGGAGGUAGAGUGGGAGAAGGAUACUCAAGUGUGGACUAACUUGACCACAACAGACUCCUUAUAAUAGAUAAGAGUAGGAGUUAGAGAGAGCUGUUUAAUCUUUGGAUGGACAUCUUUUCCCUUCCCCACUGCUCAUCUCAGAUUGUUGCAGGGUGCAGCCCAUGUCCAAAAUGCCUGGCUGUUUGCUUGGCUUACCAUGGAUUUUACUAAGUGUCCAAUUCAUUUAUCUAUAAAAGGUCUUGUGUUUCUUGCCAUGACGCUUAGGUUGGGUAGAUGUCAUAUCUUAUAACCUUUUCUUAUGGCUGUUACUAGAAACUGGUGGUCUGGGCAUUUGUUGUGCUCCACAGGUUUGUGUUUCACUUCUUGCUGUGUGAAAUCCCACAGUUGCAUGGAUCAUAUACCAACUGGAAAGCCCAGUCAGCAAAGGCAUAAUUGUUGUGAUGUUGAAGAGCAGAAGGUCUUGAGAGAGGGCAGACCAGGGCUCUAGGUGGAGCUAACUGUCUUCAUCUCUUGUUGAAUCAACAGUCUGAAAUUGAGCAGAUUUGGUGGGGAGCCUGUGAUUGGCACCAAAAAGGAGCUUUCUAGUCAUAAGCCUCAGAGAACUUCUUGGCAUCUUUUUUCCCUGCUGUGUGUUUUUCACUUGCCUAAAGGACAGCAGCAAAGGAUUUCAUUAUGGUUUUGACUGUUAAUGCAUGCCAUAGUUUAGACCUGAAUAAAACCAUUUUUUAAAGAGCUAGAAAAAACAGCAUGACUCAGUAAGUGGAAGACCUAAAAUGUGUCUGGUUUCCUGCUUUUUUUAAGCUAAGUACCUUCUUUGGUCUAUUUAGCUUGAAGAGUUUGAAUAUGCAUAUUUGAAAUGGCUUGAGUGUUAAAUCAUACGUAGAGUACAAUGGGCAUUCAUCUGAAUUUGCCAAGGUCCAGUGAAGUUUUCGGGGACCUUGUAAAGGUGAAUAAUCAGACACUCACCAGUCAUAUCAACUGUGCAGUCAUUUGGGUAUGACUGCUCACUUUGUAGGUAAUAGCCAAACAUUUGCAUGGCUUUCUAUAGUUUUUAGUGUUGGACAUUCUUUACCUAACAUUGAACUGUAGAGAUCCACCAUGAGAAAUCCUUCUUAGCCCUUCUUUUUGAUUAAAUCAAUCCAAGCUUACUGGGAGAGUAAUUUUGAUUUUGUAGUUUUCUGUUCUCCCAUCAGAUCUGCUGAUUCAAUUUUUUAAUGUCCCUUAAAAUUGAAUUUUGAGCAAGUACUAGAAUCUUGGGGUUGGUUCUAUAGCUGAUAUAGCUCCCUUGCAAGGAAUGGGACUGCUGACUUUCACUAACUGAUAAUCUGGCCCUCAGCCUGUACAAAAACACAAUUGUUGGUGGGAGAGAUAGAGGACUGUAGAAGUGAAUAGAUAAUAUCAGCAUGUGAUGAUCUGGGCAGCCUCAACUGUCAGCUUCUUGCUGACUCAGACUUUGUUUGCAAAGGCUCCUAAAGUCCCACUGCCUUCCCCUAUGUAGCUGUUGUUUAUUUUUUUUAAAGCAAGACACUGGUGAUGGAUAGAACAAUUCAUGCCUAGGAGAGAGUAGCCCUUCAUCAGCCUGUUAAACGCCUGAAACUGUUGUGUUGGGCUCUUAAAAUAAAAUAAGGUUGUAUUGGUGCAUUGCAGUUCUAUCAUGUCAUGAUCCAAAACCC